AGGGCCGCUCGCCGCUACCGGAGUGCCGCCAUAUUGGUAAAGGUAUUGGGACGGAGAUAAAACGGAACUUCCUGUUCUCGCGGGAGCUAGAGGCGUGACUGCCACGUCCGAGCAAACCGGGAAAGGAGAGGAUUCCGGAGCCGCGUGAUGGCCAGAGGCCUGGGGGCCCCCCACUGGGUGGCCGUGGGACUGCUGACCUGGGCGGCCUUAGGGCUGCUAGUGGCCGGACACGGGGGUCAUGGCGACCUGCACGAGGACCUGCACGAGGACUUCCAUGGCCACAGCCACAGGCACUCACAUGAGGAUUUCCACCAUGGACACAGCCACGCCCAUGGCCACACUCACGAGAGCAUCUGGCAUGGGCACACCCACGGUCACGACCAUGGACAUUCACAUGAGGAUUUGCACCAUGGCCAUAGCCAUGGCCACUCCCAUGAGAGCCUCUACCACAGAGGACAUGGACAUGACCAUGAACACAGCCAUGGAGGCUAUGGGGAGUCUGGGGCUCCGGGCAUCAAGCAGGACCUGGACACUGUCACUCUCUGGGCCUAUGCAUUGGGGGCCACAGUGCUGAUCUCUGCAGCUCCAUUUUUCGUCCUCUUCCUUAUCCCUGUGGAGUCAAACUCCCCCCGGCACCGCUCUCUGCUCCAGAUCUUGCUCAGUUUUGCUUCAGGUGGGCUCCUGGGAGAUGCCUUCCUGCACCUCAUUCCUCAUGCCCUGGAACCUCAUUCUCACCACCCUCAGGAGCAUCCCGGACACGGACACUCCCACAGUGGCCAGGGCCCCAUUCUGUCUGUGGGACUGUGGGUCCUCAGUGGAAUUGUCGCCUUUCUUGUGGUGGAGAAGUUUGUGAGACAUGUGAAAGGAGGACAUGGACACAGUCAUGGACAUGGACAUACUCAUGGUCACACACAUGGAAGUCAUAGACAUGGAAGACAGGAGCGUCAUUCAAAAGAGAAGCAGAGCUCAGAGGAAGAAGAAAAGGAAGCAGGGGGGUUGAGGAAGAGGAAAGGAGGGAACAUGGGGCCCAAAGAUGGGCCAGUGAGACCUGAGAAUUCUGAAGAGGGAAAAACAGGUUCAGACCUGCGUGUAUCAGGGUACCUGAAUCUGGCUGCUGACCUGGCACACAACUUCACAGAUGGUCUGGCCAUUGGGGCUUCAUUUCGAGGGGGUCGGGGGCUGGGGAUCCUGACCACAAUGACUGUCCUCCUACAUGAAGUGCCCCAUGAAGUUGGGGACUUUGCCAUCUUGGUCCAGUCUGGCUGCAGCAAAAAGCAGGCGAUGCGUCUACAACUACUGACAGCAAUAGGGGCACUGGCAGGCACAGCCUGUGCCCUCCUAACUGAAGGAGGGGCAGUGGGCAGUGAAGUCGCAGGCGGUACAGGUCCUGGCUGGAUUCUGCCAUUCACUGCAGGUGGCUUCAUCUAUGUAGCAACGGUGUCUGUGUUGCCUGAGCUGUUAAGGGAGGCAUCACCAUUGCAGUCACUUCUGGAGGUGCUGGGGCUGCUGGGGGGAGUUGUCAUGAUGGUGCUGAUUGCCCACCUUGAGUGAGAGGUGGGAUAAACCACCCCCACCCCAGCCCCAAACCUCUGUCCUCCAGGGCAGGGGUCUGUGGAUGUUGGGGUCCCUGGCCAGGGACAUCUGCCAAAGGAAGGAAUUGGAUCUUAGGGAAAUGGUGACUUUGGCAUGAGGGCCAUCAAGGUUUGGCGGUCUUACAGGGACUGUGGAGGUGAGAAUGAGAGGCCAGAGGGACCAUAGAGUUGAGCAUGUGCUGACCAUGUUGUUGGGUUUGGGCGACUAAAUGGGGCCAUGAAGAAGGCAGGAAGAGACAGAUGACAGCCUACCCCAUGUUCCCUACCCUACCUGUUCUCAGUGGACCAAACUGCCAUAUACAGGCUUCUCCAGGGUUGGCCUCCCUCUCCCACCCAUUGGUGGAGGCUUCAGGGAAGACCAGAGUACUGGCCAGAGCUGGUAGUAGAAGGAAUGGAGGAUAAACAUCAAUCGUGCGUCCUGAUUUGGGAGUGAUUGGGGGGAGGGGGAGUUAGUUGCUAAUCUCAUGUCCUGAUUUUUUGUUUUGUUUCUCUUCUUUUUAUAUCACUGUUUGAAUCAACGGGUGGGGUGGUGACCGGAAAUAAAGUCCUUGGAUCGUCCGCC
Molecule: messenger RNA, 2154 nt
Organism: Equus quagga
Lineage: Eukaryota; Metazoa; Chordata; Mammalia; Perissodactyla; Equidae
Gene: SLC39A7
Product: solute carrier family 39 member 7
Exons: 8
Coding region: 148-1551 (467 amino acids)
Biological process (GO): intracellular zinc ion homeostasis; zinc ion transmembrane transport
Cellular component (GO): membrane
Molecular function (GO): zinc ion transmembrane transporter activity
Source: RefSeq, a predicted model, not a curated record